AUGACAUCUAAUAAAGUUCCAUUAUCUUAUCAAAAUAGUAACCUUACCCCACAGGGAGUUAACACAACUUUUUCUACUGCUCUAUUUAACGAAAAUGCUCGAAUUUCAAUGUUGUCUGGUGACAACUUUACUGAAUGGAAGAAGAAAGUCCUUCUCACUUUAGGGUGUUCGGAUCUGGCUUUGGCACUUCGUGUGGAAGAACCAUCUGAGCCUACGAAAUCAAGUAUGGUAGAGGUUAAGGCUUUCUACGAGCAAUGGGAGCGAUCUAAUCGCUUGAGCUUAAUACUCAUAAAGGCUCAUAUAAAUCAAAGCAUUAGGGGUUCUAUCCCUAACAACGACAAUGUCAAAGAUUACAUGAAGGCAAUUGAUCAACAAUUUGUAAGCUCUAACAAGGCGUUGGCCAAUACCCUUAUGAAGAAGAUCUCAAGUAUGACAUUUGAUAGUAGAAGUACAGUGCGUGAGCAUAUUAUGGAAAUGGGAGAUAUUGCUGCUAAACUCAAGUCCCUUGAGGUUGAUAUGUCUGCACCAUUUCUUGUGCAUUUUAUUCUCAACUUUCUUCCUACGGAAUAUGGUCUAUUCAAGAUAUCUUAA
Molecule: messenger RNA, 591 nt
Organism: Capsicum annuum
Lineage: Eukaryota; Viridiplantae; Streptophyta; Magnoliopsida; Solanales; Solanaceae
Exons: 2
Coding region: 1-591 (196 amino acids)
Source: RefSeq, a predicted model, not a curated record